Molecule: messenger RNA, 950 nt
Organism: Effrenium voratum
Lineage: Eukaryota; Dinophyceae; Suessiales; Symbiodiniaceae
Source: the annotation of a GenBank genome assembly
AAGUGCAACUCUUUUCCAUCAACUUUUGGCGCUCGCCCCAUGUGGCGCUUCCUCCUCCUGGCUCCGGCCCUGGCGGAGCUUCAGGAGGCCCUUACAGGAGACGAUGAGUGCAGAGACGACACGUGCUCUGCCACGUUCCUGCAGAUGAAAGGUUUUGCAGGCAGUAAUUCCAGCAACAACCUGACCAGCAAUCUCACCGGCAACCUCACCGCGAACCUGACGAACGGCGACUUCUCGGCCAUGGAAAGAGCUGGCUGGUCCUGUCGUUAUUACGGCUGCCGAGGGAGCUACCACCGCGAGUUCUACUGCCAAUGCAACCCAUCGUGCUCGCGCUACGGGAAUUGUUGCUAUGACUUCUCCUACACCUGUCCUUCAGCCGCUUCCCGGCGUCGCCGGCGCCGCGCCCCCCCGCCCGACACCCGCCGGCGCCGGCGACGGGCGCCGCCGCCGCCGCCGCCGCCCGCACCUUCGCCGUCGCCGUCGCCGUCGGGCGGGCGAGUGCUGACGGUCUUCCAUCAAACGAGCCCGCAGGCAUGCAAGGCCAUCCUUAAGACGGGCUUCCGCCGGGGCUCGGAUGGCUGGUGCGGGGGGGCCAUCUACUUCGCCAUGAGCCCUCAGGCCACCAAGACGAAAGCCAUCGGCACUCAAUCGCAGGGAGGCUGCGUCAUCGAGGCCCGGGUGGAUGUGGGCCGUGUCGCAUACUUGGGCGGUGACUGCGGAGGGAAGAAGGAGCAGGUGCCCUCCGGCUACGACUCGGUGUCCUUUGACCCGGGCGAUGGGAAGGAGGUCGUGAUCUGGGACAAGUCUCGUGUUAAAAGCAUGAAGAUCAUCCCCUACGACCCUGCGUGGAGCCCAAGCUGAGCAUCUCUGAGACUGAGCUCCGGCAUUUAGCCCCGGCGAUGGCAAAAACGACCUCUUCGAGGGGCGAGCUUAUCUUCCCGUGUCUGAAA